This is a messenger RNA of Exophiala spinifera, 1731 nucleotides long. RefSeq lists its product as uncharacterized. The coding region runs from base 1 to 1731 and encodes 576 amino acids. NCBI's taxonomy places the organism in Eukaryota, Fungi, Ascomycota, Eurotiomycetes, Chaetothyriales, Herpotrichiellaceae. The record is from RefSeq and is a predicted model, not a curated record. The transcript is spliced from 2 exons. Gene Ontology annotation, molecular function: protein-arginine omega-N symmetric methyltransferase activity. Gene Ontology annotation, biological process: mitochondrial respiratory chain complex I assembly. Gene Ontology annotation, cellular component: mitochondrion.
AUGAGACAUGGAGCGUCUCGUCUUCCACGAGUGCUCCGGCUGAACAAGCCUCUGACGACAAUUCAUCCUGCGCCUCCUCGACAUGUUCCCCUCGAACGUCCAGGGCCGUCUGCGCACACGUUAUCGGCGCAGAGGUGGUCGAGCAGUGCGUCGGAGUCGAAGCCAGAGCCCGUAGGACACGAGGACCAUCUGCCUACGCCACAGCCGCCCGAAGCGAAUCCUGCAGCCAGUCCUACCUUGUCGGUCCGACAGUGGUCGACACCGCUGGCAAAGACGAUUGCACAGGCGAUUGAGGUCACGGGUCCCGUUUCGAUCGCAUCCUACAUGCGCCAAUGCCUCACGAACCCGGACGGCGGCUACUACACGUCGACACGCGAGGAUGCAGACCAGUUCGGUACAGCCGGCGACUUCAUAACGUCGCCCGAGAUAUCGCAGAUGUUCGGGGAGUUGGUAGGCAUCUGGUUCAUGACGGAAUGGAUGGCACAAGGUCGGCCGUUGCAGGGUGUACAGUUUAUCGAGAUGGGCCCUGGCCGAGGCACGUUGAUGAGCGACAUCCUAAGAACGAUCGGCCAGUUCAGCACGUUCGCCAAGUCCGUCUCCGCGGUCUGGCUCGUCGAAGCAGGAGAAGGGCUGAGGAUCAAGCAGAAAGACGUGCUUUGCGGACAAGAUGCAGAAAUGAAGGAGGUCAGAGACCGGACGGGGAAGAACGUCUGGUGGGAAGCCACCAGCAAGCAGGGAAUCCCUGUGCGCUGGGUUGAAGACGUCGUUCUGCUGCCUGAUCAGACGGAGACGGACGACCAGACGAUACCUUUCAUCAUUGCACACGAGUUCUUCGACGCUCUGCCCAUCCACGCGUUCGAGUCGGUGGCUCCAAAGCCGGAAGAGGAGCAGGAGGCGCAGAGCCGCCUCUUGAGUGAGGCGGGCCAGCCUGUCCCCAAACCUUCCACGGCGAGCAAGUUGCCGCAAUGGCGUGAAUUGUUGGUGGCGCCGACCAAACCAAAGUUCGACUUGUCUUCUUCACAGGCGACGAGUGGCGCGGAUGCUCCAACGCCAGCUCGCAAAACACAGCCCGAGCCUGAUUUCCAGCUUACGCUGGCCAAGGCAAGCACGCCCAGUUCGCUGGUCAUCCCCGAACGACCGCGUUAUCGCCAUCUCAAGAAUCAAGUCUCGUCCCGCGUUGAAGUGUCUCCCGAGAGUUCACGCUACGUCCAAGAGUUUGCACGACGGAUCGGGGGAGCCGCGGCGGCAGAUGCUCGAUCGAAAGGUGGCAAGCCGAGUGGUGCGGCGCUCAUCAUCGACUAUGGGCCGCUGGAGACUGUCCCGGUCGACUCUCUCCGAGCCAUUCGCAAACACAAAAUAGUCUCGCCGUUCGUGUACGCCGGUGAAGCAGACAUCAGUGCGGACGUUGACUUUGUGGCACUCGCGCACGCGGCCCUCGAGGCGAGUCCCGGCGUUGAAGUCCACGGACCGGUCGAACAGGGGUUCUGGUUGGGUCAGCUUGGGAUCAAGCAUCGCGCGGAAAAACUCAUCGCGGAGCUCGGCAAGACUACCAAGGGCGAAUUGCCCCCCGACGAGCUCGAGAGGAAAAAGUUCGAGCUGGAGACCGGGUGGAAGAGGUUGGUCGAGGCCGGGCCCAAGGGUAUGGGGAAAGCUUACAAGGUCAUGACGAUUGUGCCUGAGAAUGGUGGAAGGAGAAGGCCUGUAGGGUUUGGGGGCGGUGUGCUGGGGUAA